AGUGAUGCUUACCCGGCAUGCAACGCUCGAACAUAAGAAGCAAACCUAUAUCGAUCGUUUGGUCGCAGUCUUCUGUUCGGUCCUUAUUAACUAAAUAUAAAUAACAAAGCCGUGAUUGUUUUGAGCAUUAAUCUUUUCUAAAAAUUCGCACAACAAUGUUUCUUCCUACCAUAAAAGUUACAAUCAAUUGCGAUAUGUGUAGUGGCACUCACUCGGAACGCAACGAUAUAGUAGGCUGUGACUUCGCAGCUUGGUAGUAAGUUUCCCGUAACAGCCAAUCACCGAAGCAUCGUUAAUCAUAGGAAGUUGGGGAAUUUGUGGUAGUUCGAGAGAGUGAGGAGGGAGUUCUGUCAUACUGAGUCCAGAACGAGAUAACUCUGUUGGAGACAUGUCGGAGUCCAGUGAUUUGGAUCGUCAGAUAGAGCAACUUAAGAAAUGUGAAAUAAUAAAAGAAUCGGAAGUGAAAGCACUUUGUGCCAAAGCCCGAGAAAUCUUGGUGGAAGAAAGCAAUGUUCAGAGAGUCGAUUCCCCAGUAACAGUAUGUGGUGAUAUACAUGGACAGUUUUACGAUCUGAAAGAACUAUUUAAAGUUGGUGGUGAUGUUCCUGAAACAAAUUAUCUUUUUAUGGGUGACUUUGUUGAUAGAGGUUUCUACAGUGUGGAGACAUUCUUAUUGCUUUUGGCAUUGAAGGUUAGAUACCCUGAUCGCAUAACCCUCAUUCGAGGUAAUCACGAAUCAAGGCAGAUCACUCAAGUUUAUGGGUUCUAUGACGAAUGCUUAAGAAAAUAUGGAAGUGUGACUGUCUGGAGAUACUGCACUGAAAUAUUUGACUAUUUAAGCCUUUCUGCUAUUAUUGAUGGGAAGAUUUUCUGUGUGCAUGGAGGACUUUCACCGUCAAUACAGACCCUUGACCAAAUAAGGACAAUAGAUAGGAAACAAGAAGUACCUCAUGAUGGGCCUAUGUGUGAUUUGCUGUGGUCAGACCCAGAAGAUACGCAGGGAUGGGGAGUAAGCCCACGAGGUGCAGGAUAUCUAUUUGGAUCUGAUGUAGUGUCACAAUUCAAUGCUUCUAAUAACAUUGACAUGAUAUGUCGAGCACAUCAACUUGUCAUGGAAGGGUAUAAGUGGCAUUUCAAUGAGACAGUUCUGACUGUGUGGUCAGCUCCAAACUACUGUUAUCGAUGUGGGAAUGUUGCAGCAAUUUUGGAACUCAGUGAGCAUCUACAAAGAGACUUCACAAUUUUUGAGGCUGCACCACAGGAAAGUAGAGGAAUACCAUCAAAGAAACCACAAGCUGACUACUUCCUCUGAAGUGUUUUAGUGUUUAAGUUCAUUCAUGUGUGCAUGAUGUCAGUUUGAGAUUGGGACGUAAGUCAUUUCAUCUGUGUACUUGAUAUGUAAAGAAAUAGUAUGAAUGUGGAUUAUUUUAUUAAAUAUCAUCUUUAGAAUAAAUGUGAUUUCUGGCUUUUGUUACAAAUUUUUUAAAAAUAAAUAUUUGUUUUCAUUUUUAUGUAAGAUGUUUUUGAGAUGAAGUUUGAUAAUAAGGCUGAUAAAGUUAUGUUCUAAAUAACAAAUGUGAAAUUUUUCCAUGUGUAAAAAAAUUAAGACAAAUCAUUUCCAAAACUUGAUCAUUGUCUUUUGUUCAUGCAUUUAAAAUUAAAAUAUGAUUGGAACAAGAUGUAAUAUACUUUUGCUCACUUUCAUACACCAUAGUGAAAGGACAGGUUUCUUUGGAAGAUCUCUGGACUGGUUCGUUUUCAGUAACAUCAAGAAGCUGCCCCAUUUCCCACUUCUUGCCAGACUUUAUCGUUCCUUGUCUCUGUUGUGGAUAACUCAUGUACAUACGUUUACCAUACUCUGAAGAUGUUCCAGACAUCAGGACAUUCAAUAAAAGAAAUUUGUGCCCUGUCCAGUAA
Messenger RNA from Schistocerca gregaria, 1917 nucleotides. It is a transcript of the gene Pp4-19C, whose product is annotated as serine/threonine-protein phosphatase 4 catalytic subunit. The transcript is spliced from 7 exons. Gene Ontology annotation, biological process: peptidyl-serine dephosphorylation; double-strand break repair via homologous recombination. The record is from RefSeq and is a predicted model, not a curated record. The coding region runs from base 389 to 1312 and encodes 307 amino acids. Gene Ontology annotation, cellular component: cytoplasm; nucleus. Lineage: Eukaryota; Metazoa; Arthropoda; Insecta; Orthoptera; Acrididae. Gene Ontology annotation, molecular function: protein serine/threonine phosphatase activity.